Messenger RNA from Cinara cedri, 234 nucleotides. NCBI's taxonomy places the organism in Eukaryota, Metazoa, Arthropoda, Insecta, Hemiptera, Aphididae. The record is from the annotation of a GenBank genome assembly.
AUGGUUCCGGCAGGUCUGGACAAUGAGGAGAGAGAAAUCGGGAGCAAUAAGGAGAACAUCGCAAAAAAUGGGGAGAUAAAUACCGACAAAAAAGGCCGUUGGAUGCGAUUGCGAAUGAUCUGGAAACGACGGGUGUAUGUGGAUGUAAUUGACAUAAAGGCGAAGGAAAAGACGAUGUACAAACAAAAUCUCCGAGGGUUUUUACUGGACCAAAACGAGUCUGUAGCCGAGUAA